AAUAUUAAACCAUUAUCUCUAAAUGCUGAUUUUAAAGGUUCAUAAAUUAUAAAGAAAACAGGCUAUUAAAUAAAUAACUGUCCCAGAAGGCCUAAACUCAAAUGAGUAGUGGGUCACGAGCUGGUCCAGUUAACAGGCCCAUCUUUGCAAUCAAACGGGUCAGCAUGAUGAUUGAUGAGACAGCAGUGACCCGACCCAAUUUGUUGAUGUUCGGAUCAUCGUCGGUUGGUGUGUAGGAGGAGAAAGAGGGAGAAGAAAUGAAUGUGAUCUAUAGAGGUCUUCGAAGCACACACACUGCUGUAGACUCUCCACGCCUCACCAGAUUUGUUCUUCAUCCUCCUAAAUUUGUGGAGGUGGAGUUUGAAAACGGCAGUCUGUAUAAGUUGUCAGCUGAGUAUUUGAGAAUAUAUAGCCCCGCUGUUGAUAGUAAAAUCAGAUCGAUUUGCGGUGAGAAGGUCAUAUCUGGUAGACGUCAUGUCGGAAUCAUGUCUGCAGAACCCAUUGGAAAUUAUGGAGUGAGGUUAUUGUUUGAUGACUUGCAUAAGACUGGUAUCUUUACAUGGGACUACUUCCACCAUCUCGGAAGUAACAAAUUCACCCUCAUGAGAAAUUACAUCAAAACUCUGAAGAAACAUGGACUAAGCCGGGAUCCACCUAGACGAAGAUGACCAUUAGACGUGGCCAUAAAAAGGUCGACCCACACUAUUUAAGUAGGAAAACAUUCUUUCCACGUGCUAAGAGUGGAAUUGUGACACAAAAUGGACUGUUGCAAAUAUUUCAAUGACUAGUUCAUCAUAUGUUAUAGUAUGUGCUGCUGAAUUUUUGGUGCGUUAUACGCAAGAUCUAGAGAUUGAACAUGCAACUCAAAAGAGGAACAUAGAGGAGAGGCUCUUUGUUUGUAAUUCUGAUUUGAAAAGCAUGUUGGUGGCGCAGAACAUGCUUGAUCAGCUGAAAGAAACAGUAAAGGUGGCAAGUUUGUUUUCUUCUUUUUACUUUUGUCAUAUUACAGUGUCUUCUUUAAUCUGUAACAGAAAGAAGAAGAAAAGGGAAUUGAUAGAGUGGUCUUAACCCUUUCCCCGAUCCAGGGGCUUUAGUGCAGGGCCUACCCUUUUAUUUCACAAGAACUACCUCUAUCCAGUGAUAUUAAGACAAUCUUAGCCUGUUCAAAGGGAAAUACGACAGCAACAUAUGGCUUCUUCCUUUUGAA
Capsicum annuum is the source of this 1207-nucleotide messenger RNA. RefSeq lists its product as uncharacterized. The transcript has 4 exons. The coding region runs from base 258 to 668 and encodes 136 amino acids. Lineage: Eukaryota; Viridiplantae; Streptophyta; Magnoliopsida; Solanales; Solanaceae. The record is from RefSeq and is a predicted model, not a curated record.